AUGCGAUCCCUUCUUUUCACUGCAGCCGUGGCUGUCCUCGCCCGCCUUGCUAUCACACAAACAAUUGACCCGAAUUCGGUUCCUCUUUCCACCAGGCAGGCCUGGUGUAACUCGCAAAUCUCACAAUGCCCGCUGAUCUGUCUGCAAGAGGAGGGCAACUCGGCUGGCACAGACUCCAACACCUGUGACGCUACCAGCCUCACUUACAGCUGUGUCUGCUCAAACGGCCUCGCUCCCAAUGCCUCCGAGUACUCUCAAACCCUUCCGUAUUAUAUCUGCACCCAGUACAACUCGGAUUGUCAAGCUGCCUGUGGCAACAACAACGAUUGUGCUGCUGCAUGUGUCCAAGAUCAUCCGUGUGGAGCAACCAACCCUACAAGAGUCAAUACAAGCACAAUCACCACUAUGCCAGCCACAAGCACUACCGCAGGCGCUGCUGCUUCGACUGCUUCUGACGGAGUAAUAUACACUGGCUUUGGUGGUGGUGCAGCUGCCACUACGGCGGCCUCUGCUGGCUCAGGGAGCUCGGCUGCUACAAGGGUAUUCCUGGACGUUGGCCAGAUCUAUGGACUGGGACUGUUGUGCGCAGGUAUCUUCGCUGGAUUUACCUUCAUGCUCUAA
Messenger RNA from Capronia epimyces CBS 606.96, 621 nucleotides. RefSeq lists its product as uncharacterized. NCBI's taxonomy places the organism in Eukaryota, Fungi, Ascomycota, Eurotiomycetes, Chaetothyriales, Herpotrichiellaceae. The coding region runs from base 1 to 621 and encodes 206 amino acids. The transcript has 2 exons. The record is from RefSeq and is a predicted model, not a curated record.